Messenger RNA from Rangifer tarandus platyrhynchus (Svalbard reindeer), 372 nucleotides. The record is from the annotation of a GenBank genome assembly. Lineage: Eukaryota; Metazoa; Chordata; Mammalia; Artiodactyla; Cervidae.
AUGGCGCCGCCGUCGCCGCCCACCUUUAUAGACAACGCGCUCAGGCCACGCCCCCACGCCGCGGGAACGCGGCCGCACGAGGGCCUCCCGGGGUCUCCCCGGGUUCCCGCUUGGGGCUGGUGGGGGCAGCCGAGGGCAGCCGAGGACGUGCGUGCGUGCGUGCGUGGUGCGUGGGAGCGGGAGAGCCCAAGGGGCGGGCCGGCGGGGGGGGCGCACGAGGCGCGGCGGGCGGGGCAGCGGGAGCGCACCGCCUCCUCGCGCCCAGGCCCCCCCGCGCGCGCGCCGCGAGUGGUUCAGCCCGGCCCCCGGCUCAUUGUGCUCGUCUCACGCCGGCCCAAGAUGGCGGCGGCGCUGGAGGCUCUGGGCCUGUGA